AUGGCUUUCAUUACCGACUUGCCUCGAGAGCUCAUCGGCGCAAUCGUGGCCGAGGUCAGCACACUUCAGGACCUCGACAACCUGAUGAGAGCUUCGCGUUGCUUCCUCCAAGCCGUCCAUGCGUGGCCAGCCAUACCCCACAUAGUUCUGCGCCGCCAACUCCUCAUGGAAGUCCCUUCGGGCCUCAUGGCCUACGCGAUAGCUAUCAUUGAAGCCGGCAAUUUGCCUCGCCCACGAUCGUCCAAGCAUGCGGGCAGGGCCAUGUCGAGGGUCCUUUAUCAAGUGGCCCACGACCCUGCUCACAGCUUAGACCUGGUCCCAACUAUCUGUUUCGACUCUCUUAUCAAAAUAAGGGACAAACACAAGACUAUUCUGAGUUUGGCAAACGCAAUGGCACAAGAUGCUUGGAAAAUGCUCCGAGACGUGGAUGGAGUGGUUUCAGGAAACUUGGUUCUAUCGGGACGAGAGCAACAUCGAAUCACCAAAGCUAUCUACGAAACGGAACUACUUUCGACGGUUUUUGGCGACGAGAGCUGGGAAACAGCAGACUUGGACGUCUUUUACGGUGCAGACGGAGAUAUUUAUCUCGCAUCUAAGGCCCCUUGGGAAAUCGAGGCCAUUGGCUGCGUCUUGGACUUCUUUGAGAAGAGACUGUUUGAGGUUGCGCUUGACGUCUUCACUCACGAUGUUGAAUUUGGCUGGUCCAGUUUUGAUUACGUACGUCGGGGAAGCGAUAACGGAGACACGAUGAUGUUGGUCUCAGGUGGUGUGAACUUUGUUCACCAGCUAUUUCAGGAACCUUCUUACCAAAAAAAGCGCGACAUGCUUUGGACCAAGCACAAUGACUCAGAUGCAGUGCUAAUUAGUAUCAUGCUUGCGGAGUUCUCCCGCUCCCCCCUCCGACAACCCAGUUCACAGCAGCUGGCGAUCUGGUACAGAGAGGAAUACCCGCAGGCUGGAGAGGAUCUUGACGACAAAGGCCCUCAAAUGGCCUUUGAUCAGACUCUGCUGGGGCAGCCUCCAUUCUUUCACCCAAUCUACGCAGGACAGAGGGAGAGGGGCUAUGUCUUUUGGGACGCCAACCGCCUCAUGGCAAACAAUCACAAACUCCUCAACCUCGUCAAGAGAACCCUGCCUACCACCAAUCAGACCUGCCACCUGACUUCGCGCGGUAUGGUUUAUCAGGAUAAUACAGCAGCUCGUCUCUUGGCGAUGGAAGCGAGCUGGGACGAGCGCGCCGCCAUUUACGAGGAAGGCGGCAGAGGCUACUUGAAAGAUGGGGACUAUAACGGAAUCCAGUGGACAGGAGAAAAGAUGAAGAACUCGUAUGGAGAGCAAGACGAAACCAGCGACGAAGAUAGCGAUGAUGAGGAGUAG
Molecule: messenger RNA, 1377 nt
Organism: Colletotrichum gloeosporioides
Lineage: Eukaryota; Fungi; Ascomycota; Sordariomycetes; Glomerellales; Glomerellaceae
Exons: 3
Coding region: 1-1377 (458 amino acids)
Source: RefSeq, a predicted model, not a curated record